Messenger RNA from Owenia fusiformis, 2325 nucleotides. Lineage: Eukaryota; Metazoa; Annelida; Polychaeta; Sabellida; Oweniidae. The record is from the annotation of a GenBank genome assembly.
GCUUUUCUUGAGGUAUCUUCGGUAGAUCUAGCAAGCCAAAAGUUAAAAACUCCAUCUCAAUUAUCGCCCACCAUAUAUUUCUAUCUUCCCGAUAGUUAUCCGAUAGAAAGAAGAUAUGUACCGGGAACAUACACACAAUGACAGUUUAUGAUUGGCGGAAUAUAACAGAAUUGUAAAUUCUUUGAUAAAAUGCGAGUUGGUUUAGGCACAGAGUGAGUGUACAGAGGUAUUCUAAUGAUGACUUGAGAGCACAUGAUAUGUGCCUUGAGUUUUGAGGUUUGCCAUCCUGAAGAAAGUAAACCAUGGACACAUACAGGGAGGAUAACAUGCCAUACUAUGAUGCAGAGAUUCCCAGACAUCUGAGAACACGAAGAAAGAUGAUCGGGUCACCCAAUCGUAUGUUGUAUAUUGUCAUUGCUGUGCUCCUGUUUGGUGUCUUUCUGACUUUCAUCAACAUCUUCGAGUUACGACGUCUCCAGGGUCAUCAUGGAAGCUAUGGCUCAGCCAUUGUUGAGGGAGGGGGCAUGGCAGAUAAAAUUCAGCCCAUUGUCUGGAUAAAUGCAAAGAAUAUUCAUUCUGGAUACUUGGACCAUGUACUUGCUGUGUUCAGUCGUAUUGGGUAUAUGCGUGGAACAGAGUCCUCUGAUUGGGAUGUGUUGUGGUCACACGACUACCCAUUUAGCAAACUCAGAGAUGUUAUCCAGAAUAUUAAACCACAUCAACGAGUGAAUCAUUUUCCAGGAUCUGGAUUCAUCACAAAUAAGGUCAGCUUAGCUUUGUCACCACUUAAACACAUUCCGAGAGCAUUCAAGAUGCCAGCUGACAGGGAUGCACUCCUUAUGUAUGCAAAGGAGCAUCCAGAUACCAUGUGGGUCCAAAAGAGCAACAAUCAUAGAGGGGUCAAGAUCACAAAAAUGCAAGAUUUGGAUUUAAGUGCAGACAAGACCUUCAUACAGCAGUAUGUUGACCAUCCAUUCCUUAUAGAUGGCAGGCGUUUUGACAUUGGUCUCUAUGUAGUAAUCACCUCUAUCAACCCAUUGAGACUCUAUGUUCAUGAUUCAGAAUGGCUGCUAAGAUUUUGUCCCCAUGACUACUAUCCGUUUGACCCAACUGAUACAGACAAAUAUGUAAUAGGGGAUGACUACACACCAACAUGGCAGAUGCAGUCACUGAAGCAAAUGCAUACAGAACUAAGCUACUCCCAUAAAGACACAUUGAUGAACUACUUGAAAAUGAAUGGUCGAGAUGGUGCUAAGCUACAACGUAUGAUGUAUGAAGGGGUAUUAGAGGUACUACUCAACAAAGAGGAGAAAUUGGUAGAAUCCACCAACAACUACAAGUCCUCACUGAAUUUCUUUGAGAUGGUAAGGUUUGACUAUGUGUUGGAUGAUGAACUAAAUGUUUAUUUAAUGGAAGUAAACAUGUCACCCAAUCUCUCAUCGGGACACUUCAAACAGAACAGGCUCAUGUAUGAACAAGUCAUGUACAGCAUGCUUAGCCUAGUGGGAGUGGCGAGAUCAACAACUAUUAGUUUCAGUCAAUCUGGGGAGAUUGGCCAAGACAUGCAUAUGGCAGACAUGGACUUACAGGUUUACAAUGAAGAGUGUGCUACAGACAAAUGUAAAUACAACUGUGAGCCAUUGGUGUGUAAAUUGUGUCAUAGGUGUCUGACACCAGCAAAUAAGGUGCAUCUAAAAUAUGGCGCCAUGGAGCAUUUCAACAGAAGGAACUUUAGGAGACUUUUCCCCGUGCCAUUGAGCCAAGCUGCUGUGUCAGAAUGGCACCCGAUUGAAGACCCAGGAUUCAACAAUUUGAGUGAUGCUAACAAAAUGGUGACAUUAUGGUUCAAUGGCAAGUGUAUGAAGGAUGCAGCAUGGUGCUCAUAGCUUCCUGUAUUAAAUGCAUAAUGUAUGGAUCAACAAGAGGGGGUCAGAUCAAGGUUCAAUACUUCUUAUAUUUAAAAUUCCUGAUCUUGUCAGACCCUCCCUGAUUUCAUCCUACCCCAGUGUAUUACAACAUUAAUGCUUCAAUUGACUCAUAAACAAUGAAGUCAAAAGAUUCCACUUCACAAUAACCCAUCCUUGUGACCAAGAAGUGAAAACUUUGGAACCGAUGCAAAGAUCAUACAUGUAAGGGAUUGGAUGUGCAAGGAAUGGGACUUGUAAGGGAUAAGUUAUGCAACACAAGGGAUAGGACAUGCAAGGGAUAUGCAAAUGAUAGGAUAUGUAUGGAAUUGAACAUGUAAGGGCUAGGACACGCAAGUGAUAGAACAUACAAGUAAUAGGGCAUGCAAGGGAUAAGAUAAGCAAAUGAUAUGAUAUGUAU